Messenger RNA from Sciurus carolinensis (gray squirrel), 1407 nucleotides. It is a transcript of the gene Cers1, whose product is annotated as ceramide synthase 1. Gene Ontology annotation, cellular component: membrane. Gene Ontology annotation, molecular function: sphingosine N-acyltransferase activity. The coding region runs from base 94 to 1239 and encodes 381 amino acids. The transcript has 8 exons. The record is from RefSeq and is a predicted model, not a curated record. NCBI's taxonomy places the organism in Eukaryota, Metazoa, Chordata, Mammalia, Rodentia, Sciuridae. Gene Ontology annotation, biological process: ceramide biosynthetic process.
CGGCCCAACUGCGGCGCGUGACGCGGGGCGCGCGGCUCCGGCGGCCACCGCGGGCUGGCGCAGGCGGCGGGGGACAGCCGGCGAGCGGGCGGCAUGGCGGCGGCGGGGACCGCAGCAGGGCCGGCGGGGCCCGAGCCCAUGCCGAGCUACGCGCAGCUGGUGCAACGGAGCUGGGGCAGCGCAGUAGCGGCUGCGCGGGGCUGUGCGGACUGCGGCUGGGGACUGGCGCGCCGCGGCCUGGCCGAGCACGCGCACCUGGCGCCGCCCGAGCUGCUGCUGCUGGCGCUCGGCGCUCUUGGCUGGACCGCGCUGCGCUCCGCGGCCACCGCGCGCCUCUUUCGGCCCUUGGCCAAGCGAUGCCGCCUUCAGCCCAGAGAUGCUGCCAAGAUGCCUGAGAGCGCCUGGAAGUUUCUGUUCUACUUGGGCUGCUGGAGCUAUAGCGCCUACCUGCUCUUCGGCACUGACUACCCAUUCUUUUAUGACCCACCCUCUGUCUUCUACGACUGGACGCCGGGCAUGGCGGUGCCACGGGACAUUGCAGCUGCCUACCUGCUGCAGGGAAGUUUCUAUGGCCACUCCAUCUACGCCACGCUGUACAUGGACACCUGGCGCAAGGACUCGGUGGUCAUGCUCAUCCACCACGUGGUCACCUUGGUCCUCAUCGUCUCCUCAUACGCCUUCCGGUACCACAACGUGGGCAUCCUUGUGCUCUUCCUGCACGACAUCAGCGAUGUGCAGCUCGAGUUCACCAAGCUCAACAUCUACUUCAAGGCCCGCGGUGGCUCCUACCGCCGACUCCACGCCGUGCUCGCAGACCUGGGCUGCCUCAGUUUCUGCUUCAGCUGGUUCUGGUUCCGCCUCUACUGGUUCCCACUCAAAGUCCUGUAUGCCACGUGCCACUCCAGCCUGCUCUCUGUGCCCGACAUCCCCUUCUAUUUCUUCUUCAACGCGCUUCUGCUGUUGCUCACUGCCAUGAACCUCUACUGGUUCCUGUACAUCGUGGCCUUCGCUGCCAAGGUGCUGACCGGCCAGAUGCGUGAGUUGAGAGACCUGCGGGAGUAUGACAUGGCAGAUGCCCAGAGCCCCAAGCCCAGCAAAGCUGAGGUCUCUGAGAUGGAAUGCUCCACAAAGCUGAAAGUGCAGAGGGGACAGCCAUGCACACGUGUGUUUGCAUCUGUGACAAUACCCAAAUGCAAGACACCAGGGGUGACCUACAGGAGUGGCUCCAGAGAACUGUGACCUUUCUUCUCUUUCUGACCUCCGGCCCAUGAGGAAGCCGCUGAGGAACGGACUGGUGAAGGACAAGCUCUUCUGAACCCCUCGAGCCCCGCUCCCCGCCUCCCAGAUCUAGCCCCGCCCCCAGGACACCGACCACGCCCCUCGAGACCCGGGUCCGCCCCAUGGCCA